CCGCCAUAUCCGAGACUUGAAAAAUCUCCUCACCCGAUUCUUCGAGCCGGAAACUUUUUCCGGCAACCUUCUAAGACCCCAGCUCUUGCCAGGCCCCGUUCUUAGCUCCACCUUAGUGUUUCUUUCCACCUUCUCCUUUUACGUUUCGGACUUCGGCCCUUAGCGUUUGAUUAGGGCUUGACGACUUCCCGUUGCAUCGGUGACUCACUCCGUCGCACUUACCGGUUGUCUUUGUUUGGUUUGGUUCUUACAUGGAUCAUGGUUCUCCUUUCUAGGCCUGGUUACUGAUUCGUUGUUAAUGGCGUCGAUUACGUGACCAAACUCAGGGAAAAUCCUAACUGCAACACUGUAACGUUGGUAAUCCUUUUGGGGACCUCCUUGUCAUCGACAUAUUACCGCGCGAAGGGUUGGUUUUAGUAACGAUGAUGGAUUCUUCGAGGGAAGAUUACGAGAAUACACUUCGAAUACUAGUUGCGACGGAUUGCCAUCUUGGCUAUAUGGAGAAGGAUGAAAUACGUCGUCUCGAUUCGUUUCAGGCCUUUGAGGAGAUAUGCUUAAUAGCUGGGCAACAACAGGUAGAUUUUUUGCUUCUUGGGGGUGAUCUAUUUCAUGAAAACAAGCCUUCUAGGACAACUCUGGUGAAGACCAUUGAAAUUCUUCGCCGUUACUGCCUCAAUGAUCGUCCUGUCCAAUUCCAAGUUGUCAGUGAUCAGACAGUCAAUUUCAUAAACACAUUUGGGCAUGUCAAUUAUGAGGAUCCCCACUUUAAUGUUGGCUUGCCAGUAUUCAGUAUUCAUGGCAACCAUGAUGAUCCAGCAGGAGUGGACAAUCUGUCAGCAAUUGAUAUCCUUUCUGCAUGCAACCUUGUAAAUUAUUUUGGCAAAAUGGUUCUUGGAGGGUCUGGUGUUGGACAGAUCACACUUUAUCCAAUACUUAUUAAGAAGGGUUCUACCUCAGUUGCAUUAUAUGGCCUCGGUAAUAUUCGUGAUGAGCGGCUUAACAGAAUGUUCCAGACACCACAUGCCAUACAAUGGAUGCGACCUGAAAGUCAAGAAGAAUGCUCCAUUUCAUCAUGGUUUAACAUCUUGGUGCUUCACCAAAAUAGGAUCAAAUCGAACCCAAAAAAUGCUAUUAAUGAACAUUUCCUACCAAGAUUCUUGGACUUCAUCAUAUGGGGCCAUGAACAUGAAUGCUUAGUUGAUCCACAGGAAGUUCCUGGCAUGGGCUUUCAUAUUACUCAACCAGGUUCUUCUGUUGCAACGUCUCUGAUUGAUGGAGAAGCAAAACCUAAACAUGUGCUUCUUUUGGAGAUCAAAGAAACUCAGUAUCGUGCAACUAAAAUACCAUUGACAUCAGUGCGGCCCUUUGAAUAUGCUGAGGUUGUGUUGAAAGAUGAGCCAGAUAUUGAUCCAAACGAUCAAACAUCAGUGCUUGAACACCUUGAUGAAGUUGUCCAAAAGAUGAUAGAGAAGGUAAGCAAAUGCCAUGACGGUCGAUCAGAGCACAAACUUCCAUUAGUUCGGAUAAAGGUGGACUAUACAGGUUUUAUGACAAUUAAUCCUCAAAGAUUUGGUCAAAAGUAUGUGGGAAAGGUAGCAAAUCCACAGGAUAUUCUGAUUUUCUCGAAGGCGGCAAAGAAACGCCAGUCUCAUGAAGAAAAAGUAGAAGAUUCAGAACGACUUCGUCCAGAAGAACUAAACCAACAAAAUAUAGAGGCUUUAGUUGCUGAAAGUAACUUGAAAAUGGAAAUUCUUCCAGUGAAUGAUUUGGAUGUUGCAUUGCAUGAAUUUGUUAACAAAGAUGAUAAAACAGCUUUUUACUCCUGUGUGCAAUACAAUCUUGAAGAAACACGUAGGAAGCUUGCCUUGGAGACAGAUACUCUGAAAGUUGAGGAGGAGGAUUUGUUUGUGAAAGUCGGUCAGUGCAUGCAGGAACGUGUUAAAGAACGGGCAGUUCAUCCAAGUGAAGUUCCAUUUAGAUCGAGCUCCCAAGCCUUGCUGGAUGCCAAAGGUAAAAGUAAAACAGACGUCGGAAUCUCAAACACGUUCAGUGAUGAAGAAGAUGCCAACCAGAUGCUCUCUGAUUCAAAAUCCAAAGGCCGUGGUAGGGGCACAGGUUUAUCUAGAAGUAGGCCAACUUGUGAUGCAUCUGAACCUAGUAAAGGAGUUAGCAAGAGAGGCAGAGGCCGAGGCCGAGGUUCUAGCAGUCUCAAGCAGACUACUCUUGAUUCCUCUAUGGUAUUCCGUCAAUCACAAAGAUCUGCUUCGAUAGCUGCAUCAGCUUCAGUUCAUAGUAUAGCAAUUGAUGAAGAUGAUGUAGAUUCUGUUUCAAGUGAUGAAGCUGAAAAUGAUGGAAGGAGUGAUAAUGUCUAUAAGCUGGACCAUGGUGAGAGCUUCCAAUCACCUAAAGGGCGCAAGAGAGCUGCUCCCAGGGGGAGGGGAAGAGGUUCUACAGCCACACAUAAGAGGGGGAAAAAAUCUGACGAGCCUUUGGCCCAUAAUAUAUUCAUGAACAAUGAAGAUGAGGAUGAUGAUGAUUCACCAAGUAGGCAGAGAAAAGCUGCCCCGAAGAUUACACGAAAUUGGGGAGCGCUGAGAAGAAACAGAUGAAUUUUAAGCUUAUGCAUAUCUUUCCAAGAUGUAGCUCUUAUUUCCUUAUAUUUGUAUUACUGCUUCCAUAUUCCUCAUGAAAGUUUAGUAGGCCUUCAUUCACAAACAA
Molecule: messenger RNA, 2718 nt
Organism: Nymphaea colorata (pocket water lily)
Lineage: Eukaryota; Viridiplantae; Streptophyta; Magnoliopsida; Nymphaeales; Nymphaeaceae
Product: double-strand break repair protein MRE11
Exons: 22
Coding region: 423-2609 (728 amino acids)
Biological process (GO): double-strand break repair via homologous recombination; mitochondrial double-strand break repair via homologous recombination; meiotic DNA double-strand break formation
Cellular component (GO): Mre11 complex; nucleus
Molecular function (GO): manganese ion binding; DNA endonuclease activity; 3'-5'-DNA exonuclease activity
Source: RefSeq, a predicted model, not a curated record